AUGGAUGCUAUAGCGGGUACAGAUGAGUUUCAGGACUGGGAGCUUCUCCACCCCAACUCGGAUUUUCACAACUCGUCCGACUCAGUUGGCUCAGUCGAAGAAAUCGGCUUAAUCCAACACAACUAUUUCUCCUUGGACACUCAGAACCAAUACAUGGAUGAAUCAGAUGAUAAAAGUUCGGGCGAGUCGAAUAAUCCGAGUUGGAUUGAACCCGGGUCGGAGGAAAACCCUAGUCGGUUCCUGAAUAAAGAUCCCGGCGAAUUCUGGACGGAUUCGAGCAGCGACCGGUCUAAUGAACGCGACGUUGUUGAUUUUGUGGGCAAAAUUGAAAUAGGUCUCUCUGAAAACGAGAAAAAAAAGGGGGACUUUGAAGGAAGUGAUAAAAUUGUGGAGAUAGAAGAAAAAUAUUCGGAGAAUUUGGAGAAGUUCUAUUCGGAUUCUGGUAAUAUUGCAGUGGAUCCAAUGAAAUUUAAUGACUUAGGGGAGAAUUCCGAAGUGGGUACCGAAGAAAACCCGGAUCCUCAAGGUGGCACGAAAGUUUUACUUGAAGAGAAGCACGAAAAUGAGACUAUUGAAAACGGUAGUGGAAGUAUCAAUGAAAUUGGAGAUAACAUAAAUGGUGAGAUUGGAAAAAAGAGUGUUGUGUGGUGGAAGAUGCCAAUAGAGAUUUUGAAAUAUUGUGUGUCUAGAGUCGGUCCAGUUUGGGCUGUUUCCGUGGUAGCUGCAGUGAUGGGGUUCGUGAUUUUGGGACGCAGCUUGUAUAAGAUGAAGAAGAAGAGCAGGGGAUUGGAGAUUAAGGUUACUAUGGAUGAUAAGAAGGUGUCUCAGUUCAUGAGCCGUGCAGCUCGUCUAAAUGAAGCAUUCUCAGUUGUAAAGCGGGUACCUGUGAAUCGGCCUACACUGACUUCAGUUGGGGUGACACACUGGCCUGGGAGGCGCUUGAGAUAA
Fraxinus pennsylvanica is the source of this 948-nucleotide messenger RNA. NCBI's taxonomy places the organism in Eukaryota, Viridiplantae, Streptophyta, Magnoliopsida, Lamiales, Oleaceae. The record is from the annotation of a GenBank genome assembly.